AAGUAGUAUUUUGUUCCCAGAAGGAGAAUACACACGCACGAAAACGCGUCGCUCUCACUGCACUACCAAAUUAUACUGCACGUCUGCACCGUCCCUCUCCAUUACCGUUGCUCCUCCUCUUCUUCUUCUUCUUCUUCUUCUUCUUCUUCUUCUUCCUCCUUACUUAACCGCAAAAAUGAGCGAGUCGCAUAAUAACGCCAUUAUGCAACCGUCGCACGGGAGCCUCUCGCUCUCCAUUCCUUCUAACGGGCCGUACGGUCACUUCUCCGGCCCAGAGCCCGGCGCCGGCGCCGGCGCCAACAAGCGGGCCGGGUUCCCCCCGACCCCGCCGUUCCCGGCCCGGUCCGCGUCGCCCCACGGAUUCGGGCCGGGUCCGGUUCACGCCCGGUCCGCCUCCCAGCCGGGCUUCUUCUCCCUCGACUCCCUCCCCGCCAUGGCGCCGCCCCCACCCCACUCCUCCUCCUCCGCCACCUUCUCCGACUCCUCCCCCGACGCCGCCAUGGACGACCUCGCCGCAGCCCCAUCCGCGCACCCCCUCCUCCCCAAACCCUCCCCGGGGCUCCCCCCUCGCAAGGCCCACCGCCGCUCCCGCAGCGACGUCCCCUUCGCCCAUUUCCAACCCUCGAUCCCCCUCGCCCCCCCCUCGCACGUCAAGGUGGAGGCGAAUUGGGGUUUCGACUCCAAUGGCGCCGAGGAGCGGAAGCACGAGGGGGGCGAACUCGGCGACGACCUCUUCAAUGCCUACCUGAAUUUGGACGGCUUGGACGCGCUGAACUCUUCGGAGGAGAAGCACGACGAUUUGGACAGCAGGGGGAGCAGCAUCAAGACCAACGGAGCCGAUAGCAGCGAGAACGAGGCCGAGAGCAGCGCGAACGACGGCGGGAGCGGCAUGCGGCUGUGGCCGAGUCGGAGCCCCGCGAUGGAGCCGGAGAGGAGGGAAGGGGCGAAGAGGAACGCCGUCGGGGAUCCUGUGAUCGCCGGCGCCCGCCAUCGCAGGAGCCUUUCUAUGGAUAGCUUGAUGGGGAAGUUGAAUUUCGGUGAGGAAUCCCUGGGGCAGCAGGGUGCGCAGAUCAAUUUGGCGAAUGGGGCUUUGAAUAAGUUCAGCUUGGAGUUCGGAAAUGGGGAGUUCACGCCCGCGGAGAUGAAGAAGAUCAUGGCGAACGACAAGCUCGCGGAGAUGGCUUUGGCCGAUCCAAAGCGCGUCAAGAGGAUUUUAGCUAAUCGGCAAUCGGCCGCACGUUCCAAGGAGCGGAAGAUGAGGUAUAUUGCCGAAUUGGAGCAGAAGGUGCAGAUCUUGCAGAGAGAAGCUACCACAUUGUCGGCGCAGCUUACUUUGUUACAGAGAGACUCAGCUGGACUUGCAAGCCAGAACAAUGAGCUGAAGCUGCGGCUUCAUGCCAUGGAGCAACAGGCACAAUUAAGAGAUGCUCUGAAUGAGGCGCUGACUGCCGAAGUUCAGCGCCUGAAGAUUGCCUGCGCAGAGAUUGGUGACUCUCGCUCGUCAAACAGCCUAACUCAGCAAAUGCGAGCUCACUCUCAGAAUCAGAUGUUUCAACUUCUGCAGCAGCAGCAGCAGCAAGAGCCUAAUUUAUUCUACCAAUUACAGCAGCCGCAACAGAAUGGCUCAGCCACGAAUGACGAAUUAGAAGAAUAAUAUACAAGGAGGAAUAUCCAUAGGAAAGAUUGUUCACUUGUUUAAUUCAAUCAGUAAAUCGAUCAUAUAUAUAUAUAUAUUCUUUUAAAAAAAUAAUCUAUUUUUUGGCGUGUGAAAUUUAUUAAGGAGUGUAAGCUAUAUUCUUUUAGUUUCAGAAAUGUUUUUUGUUUAUGUUACCAUAAACAAAGAUUGAAUAGAAAUACUAU
Messenger RNA from Ananas comosus (pineapple), 1860 nucleotides. RefSeq names its product transcription factor RF2a-like. Bases 176 to 1654 code for a protein of 492 amino acids. Gene Ontology annotation, molecular function: DNA-binding transcription factor activity. Gene Ontology annotation, biological process: regulation of DNA-templated transcription. The record is from RefSeq and is a predicted model, not a curated record. Gene Ontology annotation, cellular component: nucleus. NCBI's taxonomy places the organism in Eukaryota, Viridiplantae, Streptophyta, Magnoliopsida, Poales, Bromeliaceae. The transcript has 4 exons.